UAAGCGUGCAAUUCGGCUUCCCAUUCUCCACUGUUCCUCUACAGUUCCACUCUCCCUCUGCUUUCGCUUCCCCUUCCUUUGUCUCUCAAACUUUUCAAUCUCUCUUCUUUCCUUUCCCUCUCGAUCUUCACACGAUUCAGCUAAAAGUUAAGCGCCUGCCUUGAUUCUCUUCGGAUUCUUCUCAAUUCCCCUGCAAAUUCUGCUUUCGAUUCCUCAGGAAAUUUAUUGCUGUGAUUAGAGCUAGUACUGGGGGAUAACGGAACUGCAUAGGAACAAUAAUAUGGCUUGGUCGAGUUCUACUGUCGACGUGUUUCACAAAGUUGUGCGCCUGAAAAUAUGUUACUGGGUUAUACUAUAAAUCGUUUCUCGUCUCAUUGAACCGUUCCUUCUUCAGUUUUAUCUACUUCAUAUCAUCUAACCAUGGGAUCCAAUCACUUUUUUAUAGUUGCCUCUGAUAUAUACAUCAGCUGAACGAGCAUACUGUCUGAAUUUUAACACAGGCCUUUGUUCCAUAUUCCAAUUCUAGGACUUCGAUCGAAUUUCUUCUCAGUUUGCUUAAAUAUUUUCUGUUCCUCUACUUUUGUUCGUUUCCCCUGUGUUAUGUUUGAUAGUUGGUGUACUCUGAACUUCGACAAACCUACUUCGCCCUCGUUCCAUUGUGUACUCCAUUCUGUCUCACGUCAUAUUCAUUGUUUAGCAUAAUAAAGGGUCAAAAGUAGUUAUGGUGUGCCAAGCAGCUAGCCAAACACGAUUUCGGGCUUUGAAACAUGAAAAUGGGAUUGGAGGGAAGCCAACAAUUAUAGUCAAAGUGAUUGCAUGUUUUCAACCUCUGCAGAAUUGCCAGGCCGAGUACUUCCGUCAUUUGCUUAAACCCGUUACGUAGAUCAUUUGUGAUUUUUUGCGAUAAUCUUGAGCUGGAGUUUUCUCUUUUGUUCUUUUAAUUAUUUGUUUUGAAAGAAUCUGUGAGUAAUUGAACAGGGGAAAUCAGAGACAAAUUCAUCUUGUGGUGAUUGGUUUUUUGUUGGAUGGUUAAGACUGGAGAUUCUUGGCCUCAGCCUGGGCAUGCUGCUGGGAACCCGCCCGAUUUAAAUUGCAUGAAUGAAUUGUUAAAUUUCAGGCUGCCAUUUCUGAACCCAGAUACUUAUAUCUCUUCUGCACAAGCAAAAUUUCGAGGAUCUUCUAAUCCUCCACAUGUUGGUUUGAAUUCGGAACAGAAGAAUGUGUUGCUUCAUAGCUUUCCAUCUUAUCUCGGGACCGUGUGUCCCCAUGUACUUCCAUACCUUGUGGAAAAACACUGCAAUUCUUCUUUGGGACACGCUCGAAUGACUUUACAUGGCUCAAAUACCGAGUUUUCUAAAAAGGAAUACAUUAUUUUUGAUCAGUCUGCAAAUCAAACAAGUGUAAUGUAUAGUUCUGGUUGUGCUCAGAUCCCCAUCUCCAUUAGUGCAAAACAUUGCAGUCAUGGCUUAAAUGAUGAUGAAGAAGAAGCUGCUGGGGAUAUUGAUUUUAAAAAUUAUUUGUUUCACAAAUGUCCAUUGAAUAAUGGACUUGCUGGUGAGGAAAGCGAGAUGCAUGAAGACACAGAAGAAAUAAACGCCUUGCUUUAUUCAGAUGAUGACAACCACUAUAGCAGUGAUGAUGAAGUAACUAGCACUGGUCAUUCCCCACCGCUGAUUAAGGAACUUUAUGAUAAACAAACUGAGGAAAUGAAUGAGGAAGUUGCUAGCUCUGAUGGCCCCAGAAAAAGGCAGAGAUUGCUAGAUGGUGGGCACAAGAAAUUGUCAGAUGCCCCUGUUUCAGUGAAAGUAGAUGCAUUUAACAACUACGGAGUUGAUACGAAAUCAAGCUACACUGGUGGCGAUAGCCGAGGACAUCAAAUGGAUUCCGUUUCGGGCAAUUUUUCAUCGAAAAAAGCCAAGUUAAGAGAGACUUUGAAACUUCUUGAAAGCAUGGUUCCUGGUGCCGAGGGCAAGCACCCGAUGUCGAUCAUUGAUGACACUAUAGACUACUUGAAGUCUCUAAAGUUUAAAGCAAAAAGCUGUGGGGCUGGCUGUCACGCCCCGCUGUGAUGUCGGUCAAGGAUGCCAGGAUGGAGAAAAAAGUGGUGACCAAACUUUUCUUUUCCAGAAUGAUUGUUUAAUUUGAACAUCAAUGUGGUGCCUUGGCUUGCUUUUAUGGGACCCCAUGGACAUGAAGGACUGUACAUAAUGGGCUACUAAAGGAAUUUAAGUAAUAUGCAGAUACUGCUCUUUGCUCGUUGCCAUUGAAGACAAAAUGGGUAAUGUUGACCAGAAAUGAUUGUCUAUUUGCUUUUGGAGCAUUAAAGAUUAAAGGAAUCACUCAGAUUCGACAACUUAGGAGGUAAAAGUGGAGGUAUUUGUUGUGUUCUCGAGGGACCCCAUGAAUUUAGUGCAUGCGCAUUUGGUAAGUUAUGCCCCACCCUCCACUUAUCUCCAUCUCCCCCUUCUCUAUAUGGUGCUUUGCCUUCUCUUUACCCUUCAUGGAUAGAAAAAAAGAAAGAAAAAUUGCAGAUAAUGAAAGUAUUGGAAAAGUGAUCCAAGUGCAAGGAAUUGUGAGAGUGUAGUAUUGUGUUUCAUAAUGAUAUGGUGGAUGCUGAGCUGGAAAUGCCCUUUAAUCAAUAAUGUCGUAAAGGUAAGCUUGUUUUUUUCUUGCAAUGUGGGAAGUGAUUGCUUUUUUUUCAGAAAGUUGUGAAGGUGUGGCGUUGGUGCUCUGCUGCUGCUCGUGGGAACUUUCACUGAGGUUGGCUUUUAGUUCUUUUUAGAUUUGUUGUUUCUGAUGUAGUCGGUCCCCUGUCGGUUUGUCAGUUUGAGUUUGAAUAUGAUGAAUAAUUGGUGGAUGAAUGUGAUUUUCUUCUGCAUUAUUGUUUUUGAUUCUCCAA
Messenger RNA from Cucurbita maxima (winter squash), 2899 nucleotides. Its product is annotated as transcription factor bHLH143-like. Lineage: Eukaryota; Viridiplantae; Streptophyta; Magnoliopsida; Cucurbitales; Cucurbitaceae. The transcript has 4 exons. The record is from RefSeq and is a predicted model, not a curated record. Bases 1026 to 2069 code for a protein of 347 amino acids.